ACGAGAUCGAUCGAGAAGUUUCUGGCAGUCGAAUUUUAGGCCACAAAACCAAUCGGCCACCAAAAUCAAGAGGAGAAUUGUGUAACCAUGACGAACGCGAUCAGCACAGAGGAGGUAACCGAUGCCGGUACCUAUAAAGAUAAGGGAAAUGAGGCCUUUAAGGCCUCCCGCUGGGAGGAGGCAGUGCAGCACUACAGCAAUGCCAUUAAAAUGGGUUCCAAACACAAGGAGCUGCCCGUAUUCUACAAGAACCGUGCUGCCGCCUAUCUGAAGCUGGAGCAGUACGAGAACGCCUUGGAGGACUGCACGGAGUCGUUGAAGACGGCUCCCGGGGAUCCCAAGGCCCUUUUCCGGCGGGCGCAGGCGUAUGAGGCUCUGGAAAGGUUUGAGGAGGCCUACAAAGAUGCCACUGCAUUGUUCAAGGCGGAUCCGGGUAACAAAACUGUGCAGCCCAUGCUUCAAAGGCUCCAUGUCAUCGUGGAGGAGCGAGUGGCACGCAAUGCCAAAACCUCGACGAAGGUGAAGCAGAUGAUGGAUCUAACCUUUGACUUUGCCGCCCCCAUCGAUAAGCGACGCUCUGCAGCCAAUAACCUGGUCGUUUUGGCCAAGGAGCAGGCUGGAGCGGAGCUCAUGUACAAAGAACACUGUAUCCAGAAGGUGGCUACGCUGGCCAAGCUGGAAAAGGAUCAGGACAUUUAUGUGAACAUGGUGCGUGUGGUGGCCGCUCUUUGCGAAAAUAGCGUUGAGCGUACGAAGGGCGUACUCACGGAGCUGGGAGUCCCUUGGUUCAUGCGAGUCUUUGACCAGAAACACGAGGACUGCGUGGCCACUGCCCAGUAUUGCCUGCAAACCAUCAUUAAUGCCUUGUCGGGAUUGAAGAACAAGGCGGACGCCAAGCCAAACAAAGAGCUGUGCGCUAAGAAUAACCGGGAGAUUGACACACUGCUCACAUGUCUCGUGUAUAGCAUAACGGAUCGUACAAUUUCUGGAGCUGCUCGAGAUGCGGUCAUGGAGCUGAUCACCAGAAAUGUUCACUACUCGGCUUUGGAGUGGGCUGAGCGUCUGGUGGAGAUCCGGGGCCUGUGCCGCCUGCUGGAGGUGUGCUCCGAAUUGCCGGAUUACAAGUACGAGAGUGCCAUGGAUAUCACCGGCUCAUCGUCAACGAUUGCUUCGGUUUGUCUGGCCCGCAUAUACGAGAACAUGUACUAUGACGAAGCCAAGCAGAAGUUCACGGAUCAAAUCGAUGAGUUCAUCAAAGAUAAGCUGCUGGCGCCCGAUAUGGAGUCGAAGGUGCGAGUAACUGUGGCAAUUUCGUCUCUACUUAGUGGGCCCCUGGAUGUGGGAAAUCAAGUCAUUGCCAGGGAGGGCAUCCUGCAGAUGAUUUUGGCCAUGGCCACCACCGACGAUGAGCUGCAGCAGCGGGUGGCCUGCGAGUGCUUGAUAUCCGCCUCAUCCAAAAAGGAUAAGGCCAAGGCUCUCUGUGAGCAGGGUGUGGAUAUCCUCAAGCGUUUGUAUCACUCCAAGAAUGAUGCGAUUCGUGUGCGCGCCCUGGUGGGUCUUUGCAAGCUGGGCAGUUACGGUGGACAGGAUGCAGCUAUUCGGCCAUUUGGCGAUGGUGCUGCUCUAAAGUUGGCGGAGGCAUGUCGUCGUUUCCUCAUUAAACCUGGCAAGGAUCGGGACAUCCGUCGCUGGGCAGCCGAUGGUCUUGCUUAUCUAACCCUAGAUGCCGAAUGCAAGGAAAAACUGAUUGAGGAUAAGGCUUCGAUACACGCUCUCAUGGAUCUGGCUCGAGCUGGAGAUCAGUCGUGUAUUUAUGGUGUUGUCACCACUUUUGUGAACCUGUGCAAUGCGUAUGAGAAGCAGGAACUAGUGCCCGAGAUGGUGGAGCUGGCCAAGUUUGCCAAGCAUCACAUACCCGAGGAGCACGAGCUGGAUGAUGUGGAUUUCAUUAAUAAGCGGAUCACGGUGCUGGCAAACGAGGGAAUAACGACUGCCCUCUGUACCCUGGCCAAAACGGAGAGUCAUAAUUCUCAAGAGCUGAUUGCCCGAGUCCUGAAUGCCGUUUGUGGCCUGAGAGAGUUGAGGGGCAAAGUGGUGCAGGAUGGUGGUGUUAAAGCACUUCUUCGCAUGGCCCUUGAGGGUACCGAGAAGGGCAAACGUCAUGCUUGUCAGGCACUGGCUCGGAUUGGUAUAACCAUCAAUCCAGAGGUAUCUUUCAGCGGCCAGCGUUCUUUGGAUGUGAUUCGUCCGCUAUUGAACCUCCUGCAGCAGGAUUGCACCGCCCUGGAGAACUUCGAAGCAUUGAUGGCGCUCACCAAUCUGGCCAGCAUGAACGAAAGCGUCCGCCAGAGGAUCAUCAAGGAGCAGGGAGUGUCCAAGAUUGAAUUUUAUCUAAUGGAGGAUCAUCUGUAUCUCACUCGUGCAGCUGCCCAAUGUCUGUGCAAUCUGGUGAUGAGCGAAGAUGUCGUAAAAAUGUUCGAAGGCGACAACGAUCGCGUGAAGUUCUUGGCCCUGCUCUGCGAGGAUGAGGACGAGGAGACGGCAAUGGCCUGUGCCGGAGCUUUGGCCAUGCUCACAUCGGUGUCCGUUAAGUGCUGCGAAAAGAUUCUCGGCAUUGCCAGCUGCCUGGAUAUCUUGCAUACGCUGAUUGCCAAUCCCAGUCCAGCCGUGCAACAUCGUGGCAUUGUUGUAAUCCUUAACAUGAUUAACUCGGGCGAGGAGAUCGCCAAGAAGCUAUUCGAGACGGAUAUUAUGGAGCUUCUGAGUGGACUGGGACAGCUGCCCGAUGAGUCGCGUGCCAAGGCCCGUGAAGUGGCCAUCCAGUGUCUGGCGGCGGCGGAGAGGUAUCGCAUCAUUGAGAGAUCCGAUGAAGCAGAGAUACCGGAUGUGUUUGCCGAAAGUGCCAAGAUAACGGAGAUUACCGAUGACUGAUCGAUCCAUUGUGUGCCUUAUAAACCACCUCCCCACCUCGUUUCAUAUUCUCUCAUCCCUAAACUAUAUUUAUUUUCAAGCAACAUAUAUUGUUUUAUGACAAAUAUUGUACUUACGAAUUUAUUAUUAAAUUCAACUAAAAGUGUUUCGUUUUGAA
This is a messenger RNA of Drosophila serrata, 3088 nucleotides long. It is a transcript of the gene unc-45, whose product is annotated as unc-45 myosin chaperone. NCBI's taxonomy places the organism in Eukaryota, Metazoa, Arthropoda, Insecta, Diptera, Drosophilidae. The record is from RefSeq and is a predicted model, not a curated record. Gene Ontology annotation, molecular function: Hsp90 protein binding. Gene Ontology annotation, cellular component: cytoplasm.